UUCAACUUUCAUUUUUUAUAGUGUUCCGUUCCGUUGUGUCAUCGGCAAUAAAGGCCAAGUAUCGUUUAAAAAUCGUCAAAGCUACCCUCACCUGGCAGGGAAAUAAAGCUGUAUUUAAGCACGUAGCUGCUGGAUUUAUCGAAAUUGAUGAUUUAACUGCCAGGGUUGAUUAUGUUGUCAAAGAAGUUCAGAAAACCUGGGGAGAGAUGUACACAGUAGUUACAAAUGACGGAUUACAAUUAGUUGACUCGGAGGCUACAAAUGGUUUGGCAUUCUGGAAAAAUCCACGAAGGAAGAUAUAUGCUGUGGUGAAGGAUAGUAUGAAAGGUAAAAGUCACAGUCGUAAUGAGCCAUCGUCAAGUAUUUCACAUGAUUCGGAUUCUGAUGAUGAAUUCCAACAAAGGAGGAAGAAAAGUCGUAUUGAAGGAAAGAUUAACAGACUGAUGGAAGACGUAUUUACUCUUAAGGAAAGUGUCUCUGAAGUGAUGCAAGUAUCAAAAGACACUAAAAUACCUUUAGCACUCAAGAAAGUACUUUGUGAUUGUUUUAAGUGCAAGAUAUGUCACAUUGUGCCCAUCAAUCCUCCUGUUAUUGUAACAAAGUGUUGCAAAACAAUAAUAGGGUGCGAAAUCUGUGUCAAUUCAUGGUACAGUGGGCCUGACGCUUUAACAAAGGCCUGUCCCAGCUGCCGUGGAGAAAGGGGGUAUAACGAAACAAUGGUCAUUCGAGGCAUUGAUGACUUUUUGUUUGCUAUCAAAAAAACAGUGCCAGCAGAUGAGGAUGGAAGUGAUGGUGCUCCUCUUGAUGAUUAAAUAACAAGUAACUGGUCUUAUCAUUGCAAUAACUCAUUUAUUCCGAAUGUAACUAUGUAUUCAUUUCUUCAUUUAUGCUAGGUGUCGUUUAAUGAUUCAUUUAUUCAAUAUGUCACUUAUUUAAUUCUUCAUUUAA
Molecule: messenger RNA, 948 nt
Organism: Amphimedon queenslandica
Lineage: Eukaryota; Metazoa; Porifera; Demospongiae; Haplosclerida; Niphatidae
Exons: 2
Coding region: 207-812 (201 amino acids)
Source: RefSeq, a predicted model, not a curated record